Iphiclides podalirius (scarce swallowtail) is the source of this 444-nucleotide messenger RNA. Lineage: Eukaryota; Metazoa; Arthropoda; Insecta; Lepidoptera; Papilionidae. The record is from the annotation of a GenBank genome assembly.
AUGAGCGUACGGUACCUUAAGUUCUUCCUCUCGCUUUUCUUCUAUGUCUCCGUUUCCAUCGUGAUUUUCGACCUAUCCAUGGCCAUCGUGUACGCUUCCCACAUCAAGAAGAGCCUGACCAAGGGCAUGAUCCUGCGGUACAGCGGUUGGAGUGUCGAAAUGAAGCUGCAAAAUUACGACGACUUUGGCGGUUGGAUACCGAUUGGCGCCGCGAUAUGCUGGAUGAGGGGAGUCUUGAUACUGUUCAUGAAUAUCUACUGCAUUAGAGCUAUUCAUAUGUCGAUGCGGAGCGUACAAAAGAGGGAAGUCAAGAGGCGUUUGACGCUGACUGAGAACCAACCGUUUCCUGAAGCGAAUUAUGAAAAUCCAAGUGAUGACACGGUCCUGUAUUACAGGACGGGGGAGCACAAACCUUACGUGGGCGUUCGGAGGAGAGACGUGUUG